This is a messenger RNA of Thyridium curvatum, 1797 nucleotides long. RefSeq lists its product as uncharacterized. Gene Ontology annotation, molecular function: copper ion binding; oxidoreductase activity. The record is from RefSeq and is a predicted model, not a curated record. Lineage: Eukaryota; Fungi; Ascomycota; Sordariomycetes; Thyridiales; Thyridiaceae. The coding region runs from base 1 to 1797 and encodes 598 amino acids. The transcript has 4 exons.
AUGAGGGCCUUCAGCGUUAUUUCUGCUCUUUAUGGGUGCAUGCUUGGUGUUGCGAAGGGCGAGUUGGUUACCCACGACGAAACCUUCGUGCCCGACCAUGUACUGCGAGUCACGAAGCAGAACAUCUCAGUGGCCUGUGAGCACCGCAUGUCCGUGGUCAUCAACGGCACGUCUCCCGGUCCGACGCUGCGCCUCAAGCCCGGAAAGUCGACAUGGAUCCGGGUGUACAAUGACAUGAGCGAUAGCAACCUGACAAUGCACUGGCACGGCCUUGCGCAGAGGUUUGCCCACUUCUCCGACGGCAGCCCGCAGGCUUCGCAGUGGCCCAUCAAGGCCAAGCACUUCUUUGACUACGAGGUGGAGACGGAGCUGGACGAUGCCGGCACCUAUUUCUAUCACUCGCACAUCGGCAUGCAAGCCCUUACGGCUUCCGGCGCACUGAUUGUCGACGACUGCGCGAAGCCGCCCUACGACUACGACGAGGAGCGCAUCCUGUUCUGGAACGACUACUUCAACAAGACGGACGAGGUUCUCGAGGCCGGUCUGGUGGGUGUCCCGUUUGUCUUUGGAGGGGAGACCAAUGCUGUCCUUCUCAACGGGAAGGGGAUUGGCAUUGGGCACACUGCCAACGAAACGGACAAAGGCGCCUGCGAGCCGCCGGUGAUCGACGUGCAGCCAGGAAAGACGUAUCGCUUCCGCUUCAUCGGUUCCACGAGUCUGUCACAUACGAGCAUCGGUUUCGAAGGCCACAGCAACCUGAGUGUCAUCCAGGUCGAUGGAGGGCAGUGGACACGGCCAGCAUCAUUCGACAGAAUCCAGCUUGGAUCCGGCCAGAGGUAUGACGUUCUGUUCAAGACCAAGACCAAGGAGGAGCUCAAAGCGGAGGGCAAGUCGUCCUACUUUAUUCAGUUCGAGACAAAAGACAGGCCGUCUUCGUAUCGCGGAUACGGUAUACUGCGGUACGAAAAGUGCGCCCGCCUGCCGAGCUUGCCCACCGAGCCGGUCUUGCGUCUGCCCAACGCCACCUAUGACUGGGGAGAGUACACGCUCCAGCCUCUGCAUCCUGAUCCCAACUUCCCCUCCCUUGCGGAGGUCACUCGCCGUGUUAUUCUUGACGCCCGCCAAAUGAUCAGCAACGAGACUAAGCAGUGGAUCUGGAAGAUGGCGAACCUCUCGUAUACAGACAACGUGACCCAUGUGCCACUCCUCGUUGACAUAUAUCAGAGAGGCGAUGCGGCAGUCCCAGACUACGACGCUGCUAUGCAGAAUCACGGCUGGGAUCCCAAGACCAAAGCCUUUCCCGCCAAGGUGGGCGAAGUGCUGGAGAUUGUGUUUCAGAACACCGGCUCUCUUGCCAACAGCGGAGGUGGUGUCGAUGUACACCCGUUUCACGCUCACGGGCAGCAUUUCUACGAUAUCGGCAGUGGGAACGGGACCUACAACGCGACGGAGAACGAGGUCAAGAUUGUGAAGGCUGGAUACCACCCCGUCCAGAGAGACACGUCCAUGCUGUACAGAUACAUCACAACGACGAAAGCCGGUCUCGAUGCGGGCUGGCGGGCGUGGAGAAUCCGGGUCGACCAGCCGGGGGUGUGGCUCAUCCACUGCCACACCCUGCAGCACAUGAUGAUGGGUAUGCAAACUGUUUGGGUCAUCGGAAACGCGACCGAGAUACAGAAGAUUCCGUUGGAAGAGAGUCAGGGCUAUUUCUACUACGGUGGUGACGUGUACGGCAACGAGACCUUUAAUCCACACUGCUCACACCAGUUUGGCAACACAGACUCUUGUCCUAAGUAA